This is a messenger RNA of Temnothorax curvispinosus, 1173 nucleotides long. RefSeq lists its product as uncharacterized. The transcript is spliced from 3 exons. Gene Ontology annotation, molecular function: zinc ion binding; nucleic acid binding. NCBI's taxonomy places the organism in Eukaryota, Metazoa, Arthropoda, Insecta, Hymenoptera, Formicidae. Bases 521 to 1096 code for a protein of 191 amino acids. The record is from RefSeq and is a predicted model, not a curated record.
GUGGCCGAAUGUAGGCCGUGGGCGGAGGAAUAGAGGCAGGAGAAAUAACUGAAUGCUGCCCGUACUUGUAAUAAUAACUACGUAUAUUUAAUAUCGGACUGUAAUGUGUCCUCGAGCGGGCUGUAGCGUGUUCGAACUUCUUCUGUACAACAACCGACAAGAAGUGGUCACGUGCUCUAGCUUACUGCAACGCCACUCACGUAUAUCCAAUCACACGCUUGCUACGCGCACGCUACCUACGCACGACCUACGCGCUACACUCUGUCUGCGCGCGUAUUACAAACUACCCCAACAUUAUAUAUAAUAAAGACAGUAUUCAGAGUGUAUAAAGAUUAAGAUUGUUGUGUACCCUGCCCAUCUCACCACAUUUCAAGUCGUCCCUGAUUAUAUUUCCAAUAGGUUAUGGGCCCAGGGCACGAUUCCUCUGCGUGAGGAACAUAGCACGAAAGUGUAUAUACGAAGUGUGUGAGACGCCGGCGAAGGGCAUAGAAAGAGAUAGAAGCAUCUAGAAGAUUAGAGGAUGGAAGAAGAAGGCCAAGAUGCGCUGGUCGACUACGACAGCGAUAGCAGCUUUAUCACGGUAAUAGAUAGAAAAGCAAAAGAUAAAAACGAGGAGACAGUAAGAAAAGAUAGAGGUAAGAGAGUAUUUUUUUUUGAAAAUAAAGUAGUCCAGAAGAAUAAUAUAUAUAUGCAUUCAGAGAAAAUAAAAAUAGUAAUUUCAAAAUUCCGUAUAGAAGCAAAAGAUAAAAAGGAGAUGGAAAGAAGAGGUGCAAUCCCGAAAAAGAACUUGCCUAAAGUCAGAGAGAAUAUAGAUGUGACCAAAGCAUGGGAAGAGAACCGUCCAGUACUGCCAAUUGGAACCAAAAUAUUAUAUGAAAAGCAAGAAAAAUUGGUCGCAAAAAUGGACAAUUCAAUGCAGAUGCUGGAUAAAGUAAUGACGAAGGCCACCGAGAUGAUGGAGAAUAUGGUGGAAGUCUCCCGUUUAAACUUAGAGAAAGAAAAAGUUAAACUUAGACGUUUAGAGAUAAAGAGGAAACUUAGAGAGGACCCGUGGAUCGCUCGCACAAAGGGAGGGAGUGUUGGGAGAAGACUUUGAACGAGCAAUAAGUUCCCGCCCUUCUAGAGGGCAGCUUCCGGUUGGCGGCGCGACUUGGCGCGCCACGCGUGCGUGCG